Messenger RNA from Phragmites australis (common reed), 1784 nucleotides. RefSeq names its product probable beta-1,4-xylosyltransferase IRX9. The record is from RefSeq and is a predicted model, not a curated record. The coding region runs from base 335 to 1387 and encodes 350 amino acids. The transcript has 3 exons. Gene Ontology annotation, biological process: glucuronoxylan biosynthetic process; plant-type secondary cell wall biogenesis. Gene Ontology annotation, cellular component: Golgi membrane. Gene Ontology annotation, molecular function: galactosylgalactosylxylosylprotein 3-beta-glucuronosyltransferase activity; xylosyltransferase activity. Lineage: Eukaryota; Viridiplantae; Streptophyta; Magnoliopsida; Poales; Poaceae.
CGUGUUCCAAGUGAUCUCGCGUGAGUAGAAAUCGAGGGCGCGGCUGACACGGUUUAAUCGGUUCGGUGAAAAAAAGCCCACCCCUAGUACUGAUCCCUCCAUCACCCUCAUUUUAAGCAACGCGCACCGCUUGCUUGCUCGCUCGCAUUCCCCACCACCACCUCUUCCACUACCACCUGUCUGCUCUGCCCAGGCCCAGGCAUGCUCUGCAGUGACCACACUACACCACCAGCACCAGCACCAGCUCAGCUCAGCUAAGCUAAGCUUGCUAAGGAUCGGGGCGUAGACUUCGACCCCUGCUCUUCUGCUCUGCUACGAAUUGGAGCAGCGGAUCAUGGCCUCGCCCAAGACUAACCAUCGAGGUGCAGCUCCAACCAAGGCAAGGACGACGAAGACGCGCCCUCUGCUGCUGCGGCGGGCGAUGCUGCAUUCCUGCCUCUGCUUCCUCCUUGGUCUAUUCACCGGCCUCGCCCCUUCCGACUGGACCGACGCCGCCUCCCGCGCAGCCGCCAGCGCCCACGUCCUCCGCGCGCUGCACGCCGUCCGCGCCAUCAAGCACACGACCUCGUCGCUCCUGCUCCACCGUCACCAGGUCGAGGCCCCAGCCCCACCGGCGCCGCAGCUUCUGGUGGUGGUCACGACGACGGGGCAGUCGGAGCGCGAGCGGCGCGCGGCGGGGCUGACGCGCACGGCGCACGCGCUGCGGCUGGUGUCGCCGCCCGUGGUGUGGCUGGUGGUGGAGCCCGCGCGGGAGGCGCCGCCCACGGCGCGGCUGCUGCGCGGCACGGGGGUGGUGUACCGGCACGUGACGUACAAGGAGAACUUUUCGUCGGACGCCGCCGGGGGCAUCAAUGGAGAGGAGCGGCACCACCAGAGGAACGUGGCGCUGGGGCACAUCGAGCAGCACCGGCUGCGCGGCUUCGUUCUCUUCGCGGGCCUCGGCGACGUCUACGACCUCCGCCUCUUGGAGCAGCUGCGCCAGAUCAGGACGUUUGGUGCGUGGCCAGUGGCGACAGUACAUGUGUGGGAGCAGGAGAAGAGAGUGGCACUGGAAGGGCCCGUCUGCAGCAGGUCCACGUCGACCGCCGGCUGGUUCUCCACCCGCACAUGGUCCACCGCAGACGAUGGGGAAGCGACUAGGCCGGUGGUCAGAACAAGGCCCUCGCUGGCGGACGUGGACGUCCACGGGUUCGCCUUCUGCAGCGACCUGCUCUGGGACCCUGCCAGGUGGGACCGCUUCCCCACAUCAGAGCCCGACCAAUCACAGGAUUCCAUCAAGUUUGUGCAACGAUUGCUCGUGGAGGACUACAACAAAACGAGGGCAAUGCCUGCUGAUUCCAACUGUUCACAAAUCAUGGUCUGGCGUGUCGACACUACGCUGCUCUAGCUCUAUUUGUUGGCGCUGGCCUUUGCAUCUCAAUUCCUUCCAUCCAUCAGCACUGCAAACCAAGCUACGACGUGCAAGAUGCAUAACAGAUGGACCCAGUACAACUAUCUAGUCUAGCUACACGCUUAUACGUCGACACGAAUAUAUAGAUCCAUCUAUAUUUGCCUACGUAUAGAUAAUUUCCUAAUACGUACGAGCUCAAUAAAGAUAAAGGAAGGAAGAAGAUCAAAACGAGUUUACUUCUUUCUUUCUGUCAUGUAGUUGUUUGGAUCAUCAGAAUAUAUGUACAUGACCAACCUACACAAAUUGUAUUCCUCUACUCUUGCAAAUCAUGUAAUAGAAAUAUUACAAUUGUUGAUAUAUAUUUCUUCUCAAAAAUUAUCAAUGACUUUCAAUU